Serendipita indica DSM 11827 is the source of this 2886-nucleotide messenger RNA. The record is from the annotation of a GenBank genome assembly. Lineage: Eukaryota; Fungi; Basidiomycota; Agaricomycetes; Sebacinales; Serendipitaceae.
AUGAGAGAACUCAAGUACCAUGAGAAGAAGCUCCUCAAAAAGGUCGACUUUUAUAAUUGGAAGCAAGAUAAUAAUCUGCGCGAGAUUAAAGUGAUGCGGAGGUAUCAUAUCCAAGACCGGGAGGAUUACAACAAGUAUAAUAAAUUGUGCGGCCAGAUCAGGUCGUAUGCGCAUCGACUUUCCCUUUUACCUGCUCAAGAUCCGUUUCGGGCAAAGAUGGAGGGACAAUUGUUGUCCAAAUUGUAUGAUAUGGGUGUCUUGAAUUCGACGGCAAAGCUUAGUGAUAUUGAGAAUAAGCUUACUGUUGCGGCGUUUUGUCGACGACGAUUGGGGGUUGUCGUUUGUCGUUUGAAGAUGGCGGAAACUGUCACUGCGGCCGUGACGUUUGUCGAGCAAGGGCACAUUCGCGUUGGACCGGACACGAUUACGGACCCGGCCUACCUUGUCACGAGGAACAUGGAGGAUUAUGUGACAUGGGUAGAUACGAGCAAGAUGAGGAGAACGGUGAUGGCUUAUAACGAUGAGAUUCCCUGCAACCACUGCGAAAAGGCGGGCAAAGCGGCCCUAUGUCCCGACCGUUGUCUGCUACCGAAGGCUGAACGAUUUGCAAAGCUUGAUGAGGACCAGACGUCUGCAAAGAUGGGAGCAAUGGCGGCUAGGAUCCGUGAGCUAGAGGAUGCGCUCGCAGAUAUGCAGCGAUUGCACUCUGACGAGCCUCACUCACUCCUUUCGAACACGGAAGAGCCGCUCAUCACAUCGUUCGGCGCUCUCAUGAUCGGUAAAGAUGGGAAUACUCGGUUCUUUGGUGGGACGAGCACAGCCGAAUUUGGUCUGACGGCGCUAGUAGAAGGAGAACCUGUCGACGCUUCCGCCGAGCCCGAGCAAGGAACGGAUGGUCUAGAGAUGCAAACUCACCUCCCCCUCUACCUCGAUAUUCGCACGUCUAAUCCCGAGAGCCUAAAGCAGAAAGUGCUAGCUGGACUCCCAAGUAAAGAUCUGGCGAUUAGAUUGGUCGAGAUAUUCUAUGCUAGAGUGGCUUGGCAAAGCGAACCUAUUAUACGGUCACGGCUGAUAAACCAGUACCUGAUACCGUGUUACGAGAAUCCGGCAGAUCCGUCCAUAGGAAUACAGGGUGUCGCCCUUCUGUUCGCUACGUUUGCUCUUGCGAUGCUCAACUAUCCAGAAGCAGAGAACUGCAGCUCCAAGGCCGAACAAUUCAAUAACCUUUCCAAAGCGUGCCUCUCGCUGGAUGACUUUAUACUGAACACGAGCGUGACCACAGUUGCAAUUCUGAUACUACAAGCCAACUAUAACUACAUGGUAAAUGACGCGACCCGCAAUUCCAAGGGAUGGGUGAUGCUUGGUGUCGCCGCACGGCUUGCCCAAGUUAUUGGCCUGCAUCGAGAUCCAGAGAUUUUUGGUCUACCACCAGAUCAGGUGGCGGAUAGACGGAAAAUUGCCUGGGAGCUCGUGAGCAUGGAGCUAUGGACGGCGAUGGUGACAGGACGGCCUCCGAUGAUGUCUCGGCAGCACUUCGACGUCAAAAUCCCUAGAGGUUUGGACACUCUUGACCCAGAUCCCAACUAUACAACAGGAAAGCAUUAUUUCAGCGAAGCUUGCCUCUGGCAUGUCGUGGAUCUGGGCCUUGCGUCCGCAAACAAGGCAACAUAUGCUGCAGUACUGAGAGUCGAUGCACGAAUCAGAGAGUUCAACGUACCAAAGGAGAUGAUGCUCCCUGAAUUCAAGCCGACGGAAGAAUAUGCUACUAGAACCAGAAUACGGCAGAGUACAGAAGAAGUGUUUCGGGAGCUCACUCUCCUAUGUCUCCAUCGCUCCUACUUUGCAUGUGCACUUCUUGAGCGCCCGUUUACCCCUCUCAAGAGCCCAUACACACCCAGCUUCUUGGCUUCGUACGGCAGUGCGUGUGCCAUUGUCGGAUGUGUCCGUCGACUCUACGCUCAAGAGCCGGUGAUUAUAAUGCGGAUGUCUCUUUUCUGGACGUACUGCUUUACUGCUACGGUCAUCCUGGCGGCUAUUGUGAUCAGGGCCCCAGAUUGCUCCCUUGCUGGUCCAGCUCUUACUGAACUCGAUUUGACUGUGGAAAUGUUUAGACAAGCACAGGCAGCCUACCGGCCACGACGAGCUUAUCCAAUUGUAUCAAAGCUUCAUGCGAAAGCCCACGAUGCUAUGAAGGCGUUCAAUUCGGGAACGUGGCAGUCACCUACCGCAACGGAUGCUCAACUCGUUCGCGGUCUUGGAGGCUCGAACAUGGUAAUCAACCACCUCCGCGACGCGACGCAUGCCACAAAGAGAUCACCCUCUCAGACUUUGGGACAAUCCUACGUACCCGCUGAUCCCCCAUUCUUGUUCUCACUAGAAGAUUACCUGCGCUCGUUUCAUUCAAACGCGUCCGCGGAUAUGUUAGGGCCCAAUUUAAACAACGCCUUGGCUUCUACGGUCAGCUCGAGUGACGAUUUCCUGAGAGGAAUCCUCAGCGGUGAAUGUGUAUCCUCCGCGGUACCUUCGGCUGCCAACUUGGCACCUCCAUACGGUGAAUUCUCCUCUUUCAAUGGCACAACGUUCGGAGAUGGGAACAGGAACCCGGGCCAACAAAGUAUGGAGGGUGGCGAGAUGCACGUUCCAUACCCUGGAGCUCCGCCAGCGGCACCUUCACCAUUAUCGGAUGGUGGAAGCUCGACCAGGUCCGCACCUGGUUCUGCAAUGCCUGGCUAUGUUCCAGGUAUUCCACCGCAAUUGGCGUCGGUAGCCAACCCUGUGCAGGACCCAAUGAACAUAGUUCCAGAUUCAUAUUCGGCAGAGCAACAAGCUGCUUUUCUAUGGGACAACAUUUUGCGCGAGCUCGAUAUUCCCGCUCAGGGGCCGUAA